CGCUCGGCCGCCUCCUCCGAGGAACAAUGCGGCGCCUCCGGGCGUAGCGUCGCGCGGGGCCGGACGCCGGACACCAGAGCGCGGGCGGCGGAGCCAGCGGGCGAGAGAGCGCGCGGCGGGCGCGGGUUGCCCUCGUCGAGAGCCAUGGGCGCGGCGCGGCGCGGGGCCGAGGAUCGGCGCGGCCCGGAGGCGCUGGGGACCGGGGCGCGGGCCCGGGGCCGCCUUUAGCCGGCACCGAGGGCGCGGGGCCGGGGAUGAGGGCGCCCGCCGCGGGGAGCCCGUCUGCGCGCCGCGGCACCUUCCCGCCCAGCGAGCGAGCCCGAGCAGGCAGACGCGCGGCCGGCGGUCUGGUGGCGCGCCGCCUCCCGGUCCCCAAAAUGUGAAGCGGGGAGGGCGGAGACGCAGAGACGGCCCGGCCGGGCGCCCUCGCCGCCCUCCGGCAGCCGCGCCGCUCCCUCCGCUGCCCGCCCAGGCCUGAGCAGCGAGGCCACCGGGCCGCGCGCUCCCAGCUUCGCUCGGACGCGGCUUCGGCCCGCAGAGGGUUCGUGGCCCGGACGCGGCGAGAGCUGGGCCCAGGACGGUGCGUCCGGCCUCGCCCGCAGCUGCUCGCACCAACAAGUUUGAACAAUGAUCACCGUCAACCCCGAUGGGAAGAUAAUGGUCAGAAGAUGCCUGGUCACCCUGAGACCCUUUCGGCUUUUUGUCCUGGGCAUCGGCUUCUUCACUCUCUGCUUCCUGAUGACGUCUCUGGGAGGCCAGUUCUCAGCCCGGCGCCUGGGGGACUCGCCAUUCACCAUCCGCACAGAAGUGAUGGGGGGCCCCGAGUCCCGCGGCGUCCUGCGCAAGAUGAGCGACCUGCUGGAGCUGAUGGUGAAGCGCAUGGACGCACUGGCCAGGCUGGAGAACAGCAGUGAGCUGCACCGGGCCGGCGGCGACCUGCACUUUCCCGCAGACAGGAUGCCCCCUGGGGCCGGCCUCAUGGAGCGGAUCCAGGCUAUUGCCCAGAACGUCUCCGACAUCGCUGUGAAGGUGGACCAGAUCCUGCGCCACGGUCUGCUCCUGCACAGCAAGGUGUCAGAAGGCCGGCGGGACCAGUGUGAGGCACCCAGUGACCCCAAGUUCCCUGACUGCUCAGGGAAGGUGGAGUGGAUGCGUGCCCGCUGGACCUCUGACCCCUGCUACGCCUUCUUCGGGGUGGACGGCACCGAGUGCUCCUUCCUCAUCUACCUCAGUGAGGUCGAGUGGUUCUGCCCCCCGCUGCCCUGGAGGAACCAGACGGCUGCCCAGAGGGCACCCAAGCCCCUCCCCAAAGUCCAGGCAGUUUUCCGAAGCAACCUGUCCCACCUUCUGGACCUGAUGGGCGGCGGGAAGGAGUCCCUGAUCUUCAUGAAGAAGCGGACCAAGAGGCUCAUGGCCCAGUGGGCGCUGGCUGCCCGGCGCCUGGCACAGAAGCUGGGGGCCACCCAGAGGGACCAGAAGCAGAUCCUGGUCCACAUCGGCUUCCUGACGGAGGAGUCCGGGGACGUGUUCAGCCCUCGGGUCCUGAAGGGCGGGCCCCUAGGGGAGAUGGUGCAGUGGGCGGACAUUCUGACUGCACUCUAUGUCCUGGGCCAUGGCCUGCGGGUCACAGUCUCCCUGAAGGAGCUGCAGAGUAACUUAGGGGUACCGCCAGGCCGGGGAAGCUGCCCGCUCACCAUGCCCCUGCCCUUCGACCUCAUCUACACCGACUACCACGGCCUGCAGCAGAUGAAGCAGCACAUGGGACUCUCCUUCAAGAAGUACCGGUGCCGAAUCAGGGUCAUCGACACCUUCGGGACGGAACCUGCGUACAACCACGAGGAGUACGCCACGCUGCACGGCUACCGGACCAACUGGGGCUACUGGAACCUCAACCCCAAGCAGUUCAUGACCAUGUUUCCUCAUACCCCCGACAACUCCUUCAUGGGCUUCGUGUCCGAGGAGCUCAACGAGACGGAGAAGCGGCUCAUCAAAGGCGGCAAGGCCAGCAACAUGGCCGUGGUGUACGGCAAGGAGGCGAGCAUCUGGAAGGGGAAGGAGAAGUUCCUGGGCAUCCUGAACAAAUACAUGGAGAUCCAUGGCACCGUGUACUACGAGAGCCAGCGACCCCCCGAGGUGCCAGCCUUUGUGAAGAACCACGGCCUCUUACCGCAGCCUGAGUUUCAGCAGCUGCUGCGCAAGGCCAAACUCUUCAUCGGGUUUGGCUUCCCCUACGAGGGCCCCGCCCCCCUGGAGGCCAUCGCCAAUGGUUGCAUCUUCCUGCAGUCCCGCUUCAGCCCGCCCCACAGCUCCCUCAACCACGAGUUCUUCCGAGGCAAGCCCACCUCCAGAGAGGUGUUCUCCCAGCAUCCCUACGCGGAGAACUUCAUCGGCAAGCCCCACGUGUGGACAGUCGACUACAACAACUCAGAGGAGUUUGAAGCAGCCAUCAAGGCCAUUAUGAGAACUCAGGUAGACCCCUACCUACCCUACGAGUACACCUGCGAGGGGAUGCUGGAGCGGAUCCACGCCUACAUCCAGCACCAGGACUUCUGCAUAGCUCCAGGCCCUGCCCUACCAGAGGCCCACGCCCCGCAGAGCCCCUUUGUCCUGGCCCCCAAUGCCACCCACCUCGAGUGGGCUCGGAACACCAGCUUGGCUCCUGGGUCCUGGCCCCCCGCGCACGCCCUGCGGGCCUGGCUGGCCGUGCCUGGGAGGGCCUGCACCGACACCUGCCUGGACCACGGGCUAAUCUGUGAGCCCUCCUUCUUCCCCUUCCUGAACAGCCAGGACGCCUUCCUCAAGCUGCAGGUGCCCUGUGACAGCACCGAGUCGGAGAUGAACCACCUGUACCCGGCCUUCGCCCAGCCUGGCCAGGAGUGCUACCUGCAGAAGGAGCCUCUGCUCUUCAGCUGCGCUGGCUCCAACACCAAGUACCGCCGGCUCUGCCCCUGCCGCGACUUCCGCAAGGGCCAGGUGGCCUUGUGCCAGGGCUGUCUGUGAGUCCGCCUCUGCCGCCCUGCCUGGCACCCACGCUGGCUCUCUCCUGCCGCAGGAGAAAGCACCAGCAGGUUCUGAGCCCUGGCUGCUUGUCCUCCUCGCAACCCCUCCGGGCCGGAGCUUCCUUCCUUAGCCAGGAAGCUGGCAGAGGAGAGCCGUGCCCGGGAAUAGGAGGAGGCAGCACGCCGAGCCCCUGGGACCUCCCAGGCAGGCUCCAGUUCUCUCCUGGGGACUCACGGCAGCAUCGUGGCCAAGCAGGUGUCGGACUGCUCAGAGUCCGCAUGGCCCAGGAGCAGGUGGUUGGAGGCCCCUGGCUUUGUGCAAGGCCGGAUCUGGGCCAGGUGGCGAAAGGGGCCCAGUCAUUCUUGGGCCCAGGAUGGGGCCUCUAGACUUGAAAGGGAGAGGAGCAGGGACCAGGCUGCCCCACGGUCCCUGAAGGGUCCAAGGAGGGGCCCUCUCCAUGGCCCUGGAGAGUGGGCCUGGGUGGUACCUGCUCCAGGCAGGGAAACUGGGGGCUCGCCCUUCUCCUGUGAGGGGAGCCAGGCACACAGGGCCCAUUGGUGUUUGGGAUGUGGACAGAGGGGCAGGGGGCUGGGAGAAGGCUAAGCCGAGGGGUCCUGUUUGUGCCUCCCCUUAGUUCCUUCCCUCCCGAUUUCCCGAUUCCCCCACCCUCCCUCUACACUUGAGGACCACAGUUGGGGGUGUAGGGACCACCCAGACCCUCGUUGAAUUGUUUCUCUCUCCUGCUUGUUCCAACCCUUUUCACUCUGGGCUUCUCCCAAAACCCAUCCUGGCAUGACCUGCGACUCCAGACGGUGGAUUUGUUCCAAAGCCUCAAUCCCUACCGCCUCCAAGGGGCAGGUUUCCACUCCAGCCUCAGAGAUCAGGCUCUGGGACCCCCAUCCGGGGGUGGCCUUCAUGCACCAGCCACUUCCGCAGGUGCUGACUCCCCCACUCCCUGGCAUUUUUUGCAGACAAGGGCUUGGGAUGGACCCUCAGCCCCAUGGUACGCCCUGCCCAGUUUCCAGUUGCCCUGUCCACUUACCCUAGGUAGCCCCCCACCCCAUCAGUGCCGAGUCCUUGUCCCUACCUCCAGCUUCCUCCAGCCUCAAACCGCCUCUGGAUCUAGCUGUCCUUCUCCGAGUGGCACGCCUGCCCCAGGAUGCCCCCUUUCCCUCCCCCCAUGCCCAGAGCCCCGCCUGCCUCAGCGGGUGAGGCCUUCAGAACACUGCCACCCACCCAGUUUUAUAAUCCCGCUCCCUCUCCAGGCAACCCCACCCACCAACCUAGGCCUGCUCCUCCACCCUUCCCGGGAGGCAGCCCCGGGAUGCUGAGAGUUGGUGGAGGGGCCAGGCUGGACACUUCCCGUGGGAGUCCCCUCCAGACCUGGCUGGCCCCUGCAGCCACAGAAACCACGAUGGCAAAAAAUCUCAUUGGUUCCCAAGGACUAACCUGUGGGGGAAAGCAAUAGAGACACUCUUUUUCUCUCUUUUUUUAAAGAUUUAUUUCUUGAAAUAAUAAAUAUUUUAUUGGGAUGUGA
Molecule: messenger RNA, 4537 nt
Organism: Gorilla gorilla gorilla (western lowland gorilla)
Lineage: Eukaryota; Metazoa; Chordata; Mammalia; Primates; Hominidae
Gene: MGAT5B
Product: alpha-1,6-mannosylglycoprotein 6-beta-N-acetylglucosaminyltransferase B
Exons: 17
Coding region: 628-3000 (790 amino acids)
Biological process (GO): protein N-linked glycosylation
Cellular component (GO): Golgi apparatus
Molecular function (GO): alpha-1,6-mannosylglycoprotein 6-beta-N-acetylglucosaminyltransferase activity
Source: RefSeq, a predicted model, not a curated record